CGGGCGGGGUGGAGGAGGGCAGAGAAGCAGGGAGAGUAGGGCGCGGGCAGCCCGGGCCGGGGGUCCUGUCUGCCGGCGCCGGACGGACGGGCCGAUCCCGGAGCGCCGCCAUGGGCCCGGGGCCCCCGACGGCCGGAACGGGGGCGUCCCUGCGGCCGCUGUCCCUGGUCGCGCGGCUGAGCUACGCCGUGGGCCACUUCCUCAACGACCUCUGCGCGUCCAUGUGGUUCACCUACCUGCUGCUCUACCUGCACUCGGUGCGCGCCUACAGCUCGCGCGGCGCCGGCCUGCUGCUGCUGCUGGGUCAGGUGGCCGACGGGCUGUGCACGCCCCUCGUGGGCUUCGAGGCUGACCGCGCCGCAGGCCGCUGCGCCCGCUUCGGCCCGCGCAAGGCCUGGCACCUGGUCGGCACCAUCUGCGUCCUGCUGUCCUUCCCCUUCAUCUUCAGCCCCUGCCUGGGCUGCAAGGCUACCACGCCUGAGUGGGUUGCCCUCCUCUACUACGGGCCUUUCAUCGUGAUCUUCCAGUUCGGCUGGGCUGCUACACAGAUCGCCCACCUCAGCCUCAUCCCGGAGCUCGUCACCAACGACCAUGAGAAGGUGGAGCUCACGGCUCUCAGGUACGCCUUCACCGUGGUGGCCAGCAUCACCGUCUAUGGGGCUGCCUGGCUUCUGCUCCACCUGCAGGGCUCUCCCCACAUGGGGUCCACCCAGGAUGUCUAUGACCAGCUGGGGGUCCAAGAUGUGCCGGUGUUCCGGAACCUCUCGCUGUUGGUGGUGGGCGUUGGAGCUGUCUUCUCACUGCUGUUCCACCUGGGCACCAGGGAAGGGCGCCGGCGGCAGGUGGAGGAGCCAGAUGAACACAGCCCCCUGUUGGCCCCUGCAACUGCCAGGCCCUUGGUGCUCUGGAAACACUGGCUUCGGGAGCCAGCCUUUUAUCAGGUGGGCUUGCUGUACAUGAGCACAAGGCUCAUUGUGAACCUGUCCCAGACAUACAUGGCCAUGUACCUCACCUACUCCCUCAACCUGCCUAAGAAGUUCAUCGCCACCAUCCCGCUGGUGAUGUACCUCAGCGGCUUCCUCUCCUCCUUCCUUCUGAAGCCCGUCAACAAGUGCAUCGGGAGGAAUAUGACCUACUUCGUGGGCCUCCUGGUGAUCCUGGCCUUCGCAGCCUGGGUGGCACUGGCCGAUGAGCUGGGUGUGGCUGUGUAUGUGGUGGCUGUGCUGCUAGGCAUGGGCUGUGCCACCAUCCUCGUCACCUCGCUGGCCAUGACGGCUGACCUCAUUGGCCCCCACACGGUAGGGCUGCUGAGCCGGUCCGGGUUGGGGUUGGGGACCAGGGCCGAGGCCUGGGAUGCUGACCCCCUGCCCGUGUCCCCCCAGCACAGCGGAGCCUUCGUGUAUGGCGCCAUGAGCUUCUCGGACAAGGUGGCCAACGGGCUGGCAGUCAUGGCCAUCCAGAGCCUGCACCCCUGCUCCUCAGAGCUCUGCUGCAAAGCCUGCGUGGCCUUCUACCACUGGGUGAUGGUGGCCGUGACAGGCGGCGUGGGCGUGGCCGCCACCCUGGCUCUGUGCUGUCUCCUGGUCUGGCCCGUCCGCCUUCGGAGCUGUGAGUUGCAGGCCCCGCCACCCCACAAAAGCCCCAAACCAGCCAUGGGUGUGUAGGUCUGGGCCAGGACA
Messenger RNA from Mesoplodon densirostris (Blainville's beaked whale), 1679 nucleotides. RefSeq names its product major facilitator superfamily domain containing 12 (gene MFSD12). The record is from RefSeq and is a predicted model, not a curated record. The coding region runs from base 111 to 1664 and encodes 517 amino acids. Gene Ontology annotation, molecular function: symporter activity. Gene Ontology annotation, cellular component: membrane. Lineage: Eukaryota; Metazoa; Chordata; Mammalia; Artiodactyla; Ziphiidae. Gene Ontology annotation, biological process: carbohydrate transport. The transcript has 8 exons.